UCCGCAUGCGCGUCCGCGCCGCCCCGGCCGCGGGCCCCCGAAGGCGGCAGAGCGAGAGCCGGCGCACCGCGCGCAGGGGACUGUAGAGCGCGGAGGAGCGGGACGCGAGGAGGCGGCUUCCAUCACGUCAUUGCAGGUUAAUACCCUCCCUUGAAGGAGUCGGGAACCAGAGAGGACUUGAGCGUGGUUUUCAUCUCUAAAGCCUGUGGCCAACGUGGACUAAACUCAUGAGUUGAAAUAGCACUGUAUUGCUUCGCUGUGGUCCAAGAUAAAGAGAGGAAGGAGAAAGAUUUCUCAAUGGAAUGGAUGUUCUGGAAGCUCUCCCUGUCCCUGUGCCUCGUGGCCGUGCUGGUGAAGGUGGCGGAGGCCCGGAAGAACCGGCCGGCGGGCGCCAUCCCGUCGCCCUACAAGGACGGCAGCAGCAACCACUCGGAGAGAUGGCAGCACCAGAUCAAGGAGGUGCUGGCCUCCAGCCAGGAGGCCCUGGUGGUCACCGAGCGCAAGUACCUCAAGAGUGACUGGUGCAAGACGCAGCCGCUGCGGCAGACGGUGAGCGAGGAGGGCUGCCGCAGCCGCACCAUCCUCAACCGCUUCUGCUACGGCCAGUGCAACUCCUUCUACAUCCCGCGCCACGUCCGCAAGGAGGAGGAGUCCUUCCAGUCGUGCGCCUUCUGCAAGCCCCAGCGCGUGACCUCCGUCCUCGUGGAGCUCGAAUGCCCCGGCCUGGACCCUCCCUUCCGACUCAAAAAGAUCCAGAAGGUGAAGCAGUGUCGGUGCAUGUCCGUGAACCUGAGCGACUCGGACAAGCAGUGAGCACCUGCGGCGGGACUCGGCGCCCCGCGCGCCCGGCCCUGGGGCGCCGCCGCCGUGGUCCCCGUCCUCCGAGCCCUCGCACGC
This is a messenger RNA of Canis lupus familiaris (dog), 897 nucleotides long. RefSeq names its product gremlin 2, DAN family BMP antagonist (gene GREM2). Gene Ontology annotation, biological process: animal organ morphogenesis. The record is from RefSeq and is a predicted model, not a curated record. Bases 298 to 813 code for a protein of 171 amino acids. Lineage: Eukaryota; Metazoa; Chordata; Mammalia; Carnivora; Canidae. Gene Ontology annotation, molecular function: receptor ligand activity; BMP binding. The transcript has 3 exons.